GCAGGGGUUGGCCAAAAACAGCUCAGAGGGACGAGCAGAGCACAACAGGACCGAGAGGGGGACAGAGGGACUUGGGGGAAACUGGAGCAACAACCAAUAUGGCCAGUAAAGUAAUGGACCUGAUCUACUGGAAGGACACGGAGCGAACAGGCAUGGUGCUAACAGGGUUAGUGGUCGGCCUGCUGUCCCUGUUCCAGCUCAGCAUCAUCACUGUGGUCUCCACAGUCUCCCUGGCUGUCAUGUGCUUUACCAUCUCAGUGCGCAUCUACUACCAUGUCCUCUACAUCCUCAGCUGGGGCGAUGGAGAACACCCCUUCAAGUCAUACUUGGACCUGGACAUCAGUUUCAGUGGAGAGGAGGCUGACCUCUAUAUGCAGAAAGCAAUCGUCAUGGUUCUGUCUGCUGUUGACACUCUGAAAGGACUCUUUUUUGUGGGAAACCUCUUUGAGUCCCUCAAGCUCCUCGUCCUGAUGUACCUUGUGACGUACCUGGGAGACCUGUGCAAUGGCCUUACUCUGUUCAUCAUCAGUGUGAUCGCUCUCUUUUCUCUGCCACUUUUCUACAGACAACGCCAGGAGCGGGUGGACAGCUUCAUUGCAAAAAUCCAGGCCCGCAUUGACAGUGUCAAGGACACCUUUCAAAGACUCGCCCAAGGGGGUGGCCCUCCUCCUGACCCAACUCCCGGUGGCGCCAAACCCAAGACCCAGUAAACACUGAUGGACAAGAACUUAAAGAAAAGCUCCCAGAGUUACAGGCUGCCACUUAGAUGUCUUACCCAGCUGUCUGUGCUCAGAGCUCCAGAGACUGGGGAAGGGAAGGGAGGUUACUUAAACAGACAAUGAUGAUGAUCACGCAUGGUACUUUAUACUCUACCUGUAUCUAAGUUAUGGGGUUAGAGGUUCAGGGUUUGGGUUUAAAUUUAAUCAAGAUGUAUGAAUCCUGGAUGAGACACUUGCAUGUGACCAUCCUUGGAAAACAUUUUUUUUAAUGUCUUAGGUGGUUUAGAGCUGUCGUCCAAAUGAGGUACCAAGACCAGAAAUGGGAAGUUCCCACACCAACUGCUAGAAGCCAGUUGUGAAGGUGAUUUAAGUGAGGGGACAAAAUCUGGGGUCAUCAUUAUUCAUGGCAGCAUAAAACUAUUAAGGAUGCAUGUGUCAGCACAUGUACUUUUCUGAAUGCAUAUUCAUUCUCAUGACAGUUUGUGUGUGAAUGCAAGUAUGAUUGUGUGUGUGUGUGUGUGUGUGUUUGUGUGUGUAUGUGUGUAAUUCCUGUCGUACAGCUUGCUGAAAUGAAACCUAAAAGCAAUUAAAGUCACAUUUCUUCUUUA
This is a messenger RNA of Micropterus salmoides (largemouth bass), 1327 nucleotides long. Its product is annotated as reticulon-2-like. NCBI's taxonomy places the organism in Eukaryota, Metazoa, Chordata, Actinopteri, Centrarchiformes, Centrarchidae. The transcript is spliced from 7 exons. Bases 99 to 710 code for a protein of 203 amino acids. The record is from RefSeq and is a predicted model, not a curated record.